GUGGCAGCCUCAUGGCUUUUCCCGCCACCAACCCUUCUUCUCCCCACAAUCCUUUCCUUUCUCCCGCCAACCCUUUCCCCACCCCUUCUCAUUUCCCUAACCCUACCCCAAAUUAUGUUAAUCCUUCUCCCAACCCCCCACCCUCUUACACGCCCCUUUCCCCUCCCGCUUCCCAAGUACCGCCUCCUGUUCACGCCCCUCGGGCGGAGCCAAUUCCAUCAGCUCCACCCCAAAGCUCCGCCCCGGUUCCCACGCCUGGCUCCUCCCACUGGCUUCCUGGUUCCCACGCCCCGCCUUCCGGUUCCCACGCUCCGGUUUCCGGGGGUGUGGACCGGGGGGAUUUCAGCACUGGUACGCCGCCCCUAAUCACAGCGGCCCCAGUGUCAUAUAUUAAGGAAGGUGAAGGGCCCACCCGGGCGCAGUGGACCCCAUUCCCCCACUCCACCAUAAAGGAGUUGUGCAAGGCUCAGAGGGAGUUUUCCCGGGAGAGUGAAUACUUCCGGGGGCUCCUUCGGGCCUCUUUACUAGAAACAAAUGUUGUACCCGCCGACUUGCGGAUGCUUUUUUCAUGCCUCCUCAAUCCCACCGAAUUCCUGGUGUGGGAGGAGGCGUGGAAAAAGGGUAUUAGGGAUAUUCUCCCAGACUUAUGGGAGAAUACCCAAACAGCCACAACUCCCAGUGGUGAAGCGGUUUGUACCGACUUACUAGUCGGUCUUGGGAAUUGGGCCGACGGGGCAACCCAAGCCAGGGUUACCCCCCGUCAAGCGCUCCGGGAAAGCGCCAAGGUGGCUGAACGGGCCUUCCUGGCGCUCAAACCAGCUGCACCGGCCCUCACCUUUUCUAAGAUCUGUCAGGGGCCAGAUGAACCUUUUAUUGUCUUUGUUGAGCGCCUCCGCAGGGCUAUAGACCAACAAGUCCAGGCGGAGAGCGCUCGGCUGGAGAUUUUAACCGAAGUGGCAAAUGCCAACGCCAACACAGCCUGUAAAGCCGCCAUCCUAAGUCUCCCGCUGGACCCACCACCUACCAUCCAGAAGAUGAUCGAGGUCUGCCAGAGGAAAGUUCCAUCAAUCCUCAGGGAGGACCCCGGAGCAAGAACACCAACGCGCCGGGUGUCCUUCGCAGAAGCGGCAGACCUCGGGGGAGACGUGAUGGCGGCUCAACGGACUCCAGCACCUCCACGAAGACCAAGCCAGGGACAGUGCCACCUUUGUGGUGACCCAGGCCACUGGAUGCCCGACUGCCCCCUGCGAAGUCAGUUCUAUGACUUUCGGAGGAGGCAGGCGGCUUCCAUGGCAGGGAGCGACAAUCAACAAAAAAACUAAGUUCUGAGCGCAGCCCCUCCUUGCGCUAUGACAGAAAUAAGGCGGGUGGUAACAUCAUUCAUGAGGGGAAUUCAGGGAGGGGACCCCAAUCCCGCACUUCACCUUUCACGAAAUCACCGGACAUGACCAUUUCUCCAAUGGAGACUUUACCGAUUCUUACGACAUCUUCCUGUGUCUCGCCUUUUAGGUUGCAUCUGGCUGAGUCAAUUAACAUCAAGGACUCUCAGUGCAGGCUCGCGAUGGUCGCGUUCAAGGCACCAGUUGGACCCCAACUCUUCUGUUUGAUUACGCUGCUUUUCCUCGCCCAACCAUCCAGCGCUUGGAUCAUCCCCCAGCCCAAGGCCAACGUGUGGCGGACCCUGGCACAAGCAAUCGGACAGGAUCACAUCUGUCUGUCCACCGCCUCAGCAACAGACCCUCUGUCGACCUGCCUCGUGGGAAUCCCUUUCAGGGCUGGUGAAUUCCCUUCCCCCCUUUUCCCUAUCUUACAACCAUUUAUUUCACAAACUGGCUCCCUUAAAUUCUGGAACAGCCCUCAGCCCAAAGAGGUUUGGAGAGAGCUGCUGGAAGCUCUCGACAAAACAAUGGACGAACCAGCUGAAUUUGAGUUGCUCGGCUCCGCACAAGCUUCAGUAUGCUUUUUGUUCUUCCCCUACCCUGAGUCCAGCCCCUUCCUGGAGGUGAAACAAAUUGACCAACGAUAUGGGGCCACCAGUUGGUGCCGAGACGAAGUUGACAUCAAAUCAUCAUCUACACUGUA
Messenger RNA from Motacilla alba alba, 2082 nucleotides. Its product is annotated as endogenous retrovirus group K member 113 Gag polyprotein-like. Gene Ontology annotation, molecular function: nucleic acid binding; zinc ion binding. The coding region runs from base 12 to 1322 and encodes 436 amino acids. NCBI's taxonomy places the organism in Eukaryota, Metazoa, Chordata, Aves, Passeriformes, Motacillidae. The transcript is spliced from 2 exons. Gene Ontology annotation, biological process: viral process. The record is from RefSeq and is a predicted model, not a curated record.